AUGCUACUAUUAGCAUUAGUCGCCUAUACCUCAGCGAAUGAUGCAGAAAGUACAGGUUCAAAACCUCCCCCGAAACCUGACCCCGCUUCACCUGGUAAUGGAAAGGUCGGUGGCGGCCCAAUUCAAGCUGCUGCCGCCAUAACUACUCAACCUGCUGCCGCCGGAACUACUCGUAGGA
Dentiscutata erythropus is the source of this 178-nucleotide messenger RNA. The record is from the annotation of a GenBank genome assembly. NCBI's taxonomy places the organism in Eukaryota, Fungi, Glomeromycota, Glomeromycetes, Diversisporales, Gigasporaceae.